AGCGCCAUCUUACGAGUAAAAUAACGUCGUUUUGUUUUUGUUUCAACUUCGCAAUUUUCUUAUUAUAUAGUGAUCAUGGCGGACACUCUCCCUCCUGUUGAUGUAGAAACACUUGUACAGAAAGGAUCCGCUGCUCUUAGUUCAUACAGAGAUCAACAUUUCAAGGGCAGCAGGACACAUCAGGAGAAACUCCUACUGACAAGUUCAACUCUCUAUAUCGGCAAUCUCUCAUUCUAUACCACAGAGGAACAAAUUUAUGAACUAUUUUCCCGUGCUGGGGACAUCAAACGAGUAGUGAUGGGAUUAGAUAAAGUGAAAAAAACUCCAUGUGGAUUCUGUUUUGUUGAGUACUAUACUAGGGUUGAUGCAGCUAUGUCUAUGAGAUAUAUCAAUGGUACACGCCUGGAUGACAGAAUCAUACGUUCUGACUGGGAUGUUGGUUUCAAAGAGGGAAGACAAUACGGAAGAGGAAAAAGUGGAGGCCAG
Owenia fusiformis is the source of this 486-nucleotide messenger RNA. NCBI's taxonomy places the organism in Eukaryota, Metazoa, Annelida, Polychaeta, Sabellida, Oweniidae. The record is from the annotation of a GenBank genome assembly.